Molecule: messenger RNA, 1291 nt
Organism: Hibiscus syriacus
Lineage: Eukaryota; Viridiplantae; Streptophyta; Magnoliopsida; Malvales; Malvaceae
Product: protein IN CHLOROPLAST ATPASE BIOGENESIS, chloroplastic-like
Exons: 11
Coding region: 57-1073 (338 amino acids)
Source: RefSeq, a predicted model, not a curated record
GUGUCUCCUUUGAGAAAUUCUUGAAAAUCUGUCCGCCCGGCUUGCAGUCGCAGCACAUGGCGUUUUCAUCACAACGUACCAGUUCACUGCUUCUUCGCCAUGGAAGAUGCGCAAGAUUCCUAUGCUCUUCUUCCUCUUCUUCUUCAUUUCAAGAACACAUUAGUUUCAUUAAAGAUGUGGCUACAACUCAACCUCCUGAGCAUCUGUGUCAGCUUUUAGGAAUACUCAAUGCAAGAGGUGAAUCAAUUCUUUCUCCUGGAGCAAAACAAGGGUUAAUGCCGCUAACAAUUCCACUAUCCAAAAGCAGCUCAGGUGCUGUAACUGCAUUGCUCAGGUGGCCAACAGCUCCCAUUGGGAUGGAGAUGCCUGUGGUGGAGGUCUGUAAUCAUGGAGUUUGGCUUUUGGCCAAGAAUGUAGACCACUUUAUACACAGAAUCCUGGUAAACGAAGAUGCCAAUGGCUGCCAAAGCGGAAGUAAUGAGUUAUUUCAUGCUGCAUCCGAUGCUGGGGAUAAGCUUUAUAAAAAGGGCGACUUUUCUAAAUCUGGGAUUACAGAUAUAGAUGUCUAUCUUUUAAGAAAGGUUGGUUUAUUUCCCGAUGUCCUAGAACGCAUAGUGAUGAAGUACUUCAAGAAAGGAGACCAUGUUUCAGCCCUGGUGACUGGAGAAUUCUAUACAAGGAAACAGCAUUUUCCAGGAUUUGCGAGGCCUUUUGUUUUCAAUGCUCAACUUUUACAAAAGGUUGGGCGUAAUCUAGAAGCUAAAGAUGCCGCGAGGGGGGCCUUAAAGUCUCCAUGGUGGACUUUAGGUUGCAAGUAUCAUGAAGUUGCGCGUAUAGCUGAAUGGGAGGAUGAGCAAAUUGAAUACAAAACUAAAAAGUUGACAGAAGAGAGCAGGCUAGAAGAUCUUAACAGAGGAAAGCCGCCUUUCCAGAUCGCAUUGGAUGAAGCUGCCUUUUUGUUGGAUUUAGCUUCUGUGGAAGGUACUUGGGAUAAUUCUCUGGGGCAAAUUGCUGAAUGUUACAAGGAGGCUGGGCUCCAUGAUAUGGCUAGAUUUGUGCAGUACAAAGAGUGAUUGUUGAGGCAUGGGAAUUUUGUCUGCAACAUUUGGAUCUUCAAUUUUCUUGGUAUUUUUUUUCUUAAAAAUCAUUGAUGAAUCAGGGUUUGAUUGACCUCAGGACAAGUGUAGCAUGUUUUGCAACGGUUGAUCUUAAAUCUCUAACAGAGAAUUUAUAUUCUCUUGUUAGUGAAUAAACAAAAAUGAACAUUCCAAAUUGUUAACAAAUCCAGAGU